Mangifera indica (mango) is the source of this 3874-nucleotide messenger RNA. Its product is annotated as phospholipase D zeta 1-like. Gene Ontology annotation, molecular function: D-type glycerophospholipase activity. Gene Ontology annotation, biological process: phosphatidic acid biosynthetic process; phospholipid catabolic process; intracellular signal transduction. Gene Ontology annotation, cellular component: plasma membrane. NCBI's taxonomy places the organism in Eukaryota, Viridiplantae, Streptophyta, Magnoliopsida, Sapindales, Anacardiaceae. The record is from RefSeq and is a predicted model, not a curated record.
UUUGAUUAAAGUGACCCGGUUUAAAUAGUAACCCGCCAGAAAAUUGCGGUCAAAUCAAAUGGUAGAAGUUCAAAACAUUCAGCAUGCAAUAUUAGUUCAAAAUGCCCCGUUUCUAGAGUUCCGGACUAUCCACAACCGGUCAAUUCAGUAGUCUUUCAAACCUGAAGAAAUUUUUGGAUCCAAAAGGUCCCACUGCUCAUCAAUCACUAUUCGUACUUAAUUUUAAGAAUCAUCUCCUUUGAUUCAAAGCUUUUUAUUUAUUUAAAUUUACUAUCAGAAUUUAGAAGAACUGUCGACGAAUAUCAUUCAGAGAACAAGAAAAAGAGAUGGCGUCAGAACGGUUGAUGUCAGAUGGUGGGCCCCGGUAUGCUCAAAUGCGAUCAGAGCCGGGGUCGUCUUUUUUUACGUCCUUCGGUUCGGGUCUCGAACCCGAGUCGUCGCGGAUUUUCGAUGAGUUGCCUGAGUCCACCAUCGUUUCGGUUUCUAGACCCGAAGCCGGAGAUAUUUCCCCCAUGCUUUUAUCUUACACGAUUGAAUUUCAAUACAAACAGUUUAAAUGGAGACUUGUAAAGAAAGCCACACAUGUACUUUAUUUACACUUUGCGUUGAAGAAACGUGCUUUUUUCCAGGAGAUUCACGAGAAGCAAGAGCAGGUUAAAGAAUGGCUUCAAAAUCUAGGAAUAGGCGAUCACAUGGCAGAGAUGCAAGAUGAUGAUGAUGGUGAUGAUGAUGCUAUCCAUGUUCAUAGUGACGAAACUGCUAAGAACAGAGAUGUUCCAUCAAGUGCUGCGCUACCAGUCAUUCGCCCAGCUUUAGGAAGACAGCAUUCAAUGUCGGACAGAGCCAAAGUUGCAAUGCAACAAUACUUGAAUCACUUUCUGGGAAAUGUAGAUAUUGUUAACUCCAGAGAGGUUUGCAAGUUUUUGAAGGUUUCAAAGUUGUCAUUUGCACCAGAGUAUGGCCCUAAGCUGAAAGAAGAUUACGUGAUGGUUAAGCAUCUUCCAAAAAUUUUGAAUAACGAUGAUUCAGGAAUAUGCAACUGCUGUCCUUGGUUUAAUUGUUGUAAUGACAAUUGGCAAAAGGUAUGGGCUGUACUGAAACCUGGAUUCUUGGCCUUACUGGGAGAUCCAUUAGAUACCAAACCUAUAGAUAUAAUUGUUUUCGAUGUGCUACCAUCCUCUGAUGGGAAUGGUGAUGGUCGAGUAUCAUUAGCAACAGAAAUUAAGGAUCGUAAUCCUCUACGCCAUACAUUUAAGGUGGCUUGUGGCAACCGGAGCAUUAGGUUAAGAACCAAGAAUAGUGCUAAAGUUAAAGAUUGGGCUGCUGCAAUUAAUGAUGCUGGCCUUGGGCCUCCAGAGGGCUGGUGUCAUCCUCAUCGUUGCUCUUUUGCUCCUCCUAGGGGUUUGACUGAUGAUGGAAGUCAGGCUCAAUGGUUUGUAGAUGGUAGAGCAGCCUUUGAAGCUAUUGCUUCAUCAAUUGAGAAUGCUAAAUCAGAGAUUUUUAUUUGUGGCUGGUGGCUGUGCCCAGAAUUAUAUAUGCGGCGUCCUUUUAAUGUUAAUGCUUCUUCAAGGCUUGAUGCCUUGUUGGAAGACAAAGCAAAGAAAGGGGUUCAGAUCUAUAUUCUUCUCUACAAAGAGGUUGCUCUUGCUUUGAAAAUAAACAGUGUGUACAGCAAGAGAAAGCUUUUAAACAUUCAUGAGAAUGUGAGGGUACUGCGUUAUCCGGAUCACUUCUCUACUGGCGUUUACCUAUGGUCCCACCAUGAAAAACUUGUCAUUGUUGAUUACCAGAUUUGCUUUAUUGGAGGACUGGACUUAUGCUUUGGUCGUUAUGACACAUUUGAACACAAAGUAGGUGAUAAUCCUCCUCUGAUAUGGCCUGGGAAGGACUAUUAUAACCCUAGGGAAUAUGAACCCAAUUCAUGGGAAGAUACAAUGAAAGAUGAAUUGGAUCGUGGAAAAUACCCUCGCAUGCCUUGGCAUGAUGUCCAUUGUGCCCUCUGGGGACCACCUUGUCGUGAUGUGGCUAGGCACUUUGUUCAGCGCUGGAAUUAUGCUAAGAGAAGUAAAGCUCCUCACGAGGAAACAAUUCCACUACUCAUGCCUCAGCAUCAUAUGGUUAUUCCACAUUACAUGGGAAGAAGCAGAGAUGUGGAGAUUCAACGUAAGGAUGGUGAAGACAAUCCUGAAGGAAUGAAAAGACAGGAUUCCUUUUCCUCUAGAUCAUCUUUUCAAGAUAUUCCGCUGCUGCUACCUCAAGAUUCAGGUGGGUUGGAUGGUUCUCAUGGAGGCCCAAAAUCCAAUGGGAUGGAUAUUAAUACUACUAAAAGUGUUUCUUUCAAAAUUGAACCAGUAACUAUAGAUACACCAAUGAAAGGCUUUGUAGAUAACUCUAACUCCUCCCAGCCGCCUUUGAAACCAUCUGUAGAUGUAUCGACACAGAAAAGAGACAAAACUUCAGAUCCAGAGUGGUGGGAAACACAAGAACGUGGUGAUCAAUGUGGUUCCAUGGAUGAAAGGGGACAAGUAGGUCCACGUACUUCAUGCCAUUGUCAGAUUUUAAGGAGUGUCAGUCAGUGGUCUGCUGGAACAAGCCAAAUUGAAGAAAGCAUUCACUGUGCUUAUAAAUCUCUCAUUGAGAAGGCAGAGCACUUUAUCUAUAUAGAGAAUCAAUUUUUCAUAUCAGGUCUUUCAGGGGAUGAAAUUAUAAGGAAUCGUGUUUUAGAAGCAUUAUACAGUCGUAUUGUGCGAGCAUACAAUGAUAAGAAGUGCUUCAGGGUCAUCAUUGUCAUACCACUGCUUCCAGGUUUUCAGGGUGGUGUUGAUGAUGGUGGUGCAGCAUCUGUGAGAGCCAUAAUGCAUUGGCAGUACCGAACAAUUUGCAGAGGACAGAAUUCAAUAUUGCAUAACCUUUUUGAACUUCUUGGUCCAAAGACUCAUGAUUACAUUUCUUUCUAUGGUCUUAGGUCCUAUGGUAGACUAUUUGAUGGUGGCCCAGUGGCCACCAGUCAGGUGUAUGUUCAUAGUAAAAUUAUGAUAAUUGAUGAUUGUGUAGCCUUAAUUGGAUCAGCUAAUAUAAAUGACAGGAGUUUGCUUGGUUCAAGAGAUUCUGAGAUUGGAGUACUUAUUGAAGACAAAGAGCUGGUUGAUUCAUGUAUGGGAGGAAAACCAUGGAAGGCUGGAAAAUUUGCUUUGAGUCUUCGCCUAUCGCUUUGGUCUGAACACCUUGGUCUUCAUGCAAGGGAUAUAAAUCAAAUAAUUGACCCAGUAAUUGAUUCAACAUACAUAGAUGUAUGGAUUGCAACAGCAAGGACAAAUACGGCUGUUUGCCAGGAUGUCUUUUCUUGUGUACCCAACGAUCUUAUACAUUCCAGAGCUGCAUUCAGACAAAACGUUGCCAUGUGGAAAGAGAAACUUGGCCAUACUACCAUAGACUUAGGAAUAGCUCCUGUGAAUCUUGAAUCCUAUGUGAAUGGAGAUAUUGAAAAAAUUGAUCCCAUGGAGAGAUUACAGUCCAUGUGCGGACAUCUUGUUUCAUUUCCUUUGGAAUUUAUGUCCAAAGAAGAUUUGAGACCCGUGUUUAACGAGAGUGAAUAUUAUGCUUCUCAAGUUUUUCAUUAAGCUGCGGUGCAGAGUCCGGUAAGCCCCGUGAUCUUUUUUCACAAUUGCUGGAAAUUGCCUUUUUAUUUUCUUUUUGGAAAUCAAAUAGAAAACACACAAACACACACGUGAAUACACAGAGAGGAAGAUAAGGAGAGAGGCAGGCAUUAUUUUUGCUUUGCCCAACAGAUUUUUUUUUUUUUCCAAACUGGUCAUUUUUGUGUAAAUUCAUAAGCAAAAAAAAUUGGUAAAUAUUAUCUAUUUUUCUUCGAGCU